Hemibagrus wyckioides is the source of this 5626-nucleotide messenger RNA. RefSeq names its product protein kinase, AMP-activated, gamma 3b non-catalytic subunit (gene prkag3b). The transcript has 13 exons. The record is from RefSeq and is a predicted model, not a curated record. Bases 2276 to 3322 code for a protein of 348 amino acids. NCBI's taxonomy places the organism in Eukaryota, Metazoa, Chordata, Actinopteri, Siluriformes, Bagridae.
UUUUGGCUUGGUGCCCAUCAUACGAGCAGGUCUCCUGGGAACGGUUAGGCUUCAUGGCCUAACGCACAUUGCAUGUAAGAGACGGAGUAUCUGUCAAUUGUAUGUGUGGGUAAAGUUUGUUCGUCAAAAUACAGCAUGUAUUUAUGUGUGGUUAAAGUUUGUUUGUCAGAAAACAGCAGAAAUUUGAAAAUGUUUUUACAGACACAGUUUGCUACUCUCUAACUCUUCAAAAGUCUUUACAGUCUGAGAAGUUUGUUAAAAGCUAGCAUUAGGCCAUGCUGGAAGACAGAUAGUGAGCUGAGCAGCAGAUGCAUGAAGCCCAUCAAGGCACAUGGAAGGUAAAAAUAGCCACUUCCAUAAUGGUCAAUUGUAAUGCUAACACACUUUAUAGUUACAAAUGCUAUUGACUGAGCUAUUGACUGCUGUUGAAUUCUCAGACACUGGUGCAGCUCACGAUCCCUUUUUCAAUAGCAUAUUUGUUAGUUACUUAAAGCUUUACUGGGGCUGUAAAUAUUUUUUAGCAAUUAUAAAUUUACCAUGUCAUAAAUAUCAUCUGAUUAUUGAUAUUUAAUGAGAUUUAAAGACUGGUCAAAUCUUGAAGUGAAUGUCAGAGUCCUGUCCAAAGGUAUUGCAACAGAAAGCCUAAGUCUUUCAUUUCCUGAUCUUGCAUCUAGAUGUGUUAAACAAAAACAUUGCAACAUGUGACUGACAGCUGGUUUUUUCUGCCUAGGUGUGACCUGUUUGAUUUGUUGAAACAGCUAAUAGCACUGAAUUGCUCUUAGCUUGAACCCUGGGUUUCACCUGUAAGGACUGCAAUGAUUGUUAGAAGGGAUAGACCAGCAUAAAGACAAGAGAGCUGUCUAUGGGUGGGAAAACAUAGGGCAUAACCAAUAUAACAAUUUAGAAUGUGCUGGAAAAAGAAAAAAAACAACCAAUCAAGAGGUUGUCCCAGUAAAACAUUGUGACGGUUGUAAAGAAAAUCCCCAAAACAAAAUGAGUGACAUCAAUAAUGUCCACAGCACAUGGGUGAAGGUAUCGCAAGUCACUUUUCAAAGAAAAAUUUGAGAGCAGAAAUAUAGAGGCCACUCUUUAGCAGUAAGAAUCAGAAGGCCAGAGUGGAAUUCAAUAAGAAAUACAUGAGCCACAAAAAUUUUGGAAUCAAGUUAAACCUCAACCAGAGGGAUAGAAAGGUCGAUGUGUGGUGAAAGAAAGGAUCUGCUCGUGCUCGAAAACAUACAAGCUCAUCGGUCAAGCACAGUGGAGAUAGCAUCAUUUAUUGAUGGUAGCAGCAGAAUGAAUUCAGAAAUCUACAGAAACAUUGACUGCCAUUGUCCGACAAAGGACUUCAUCAAGGGGGGAAAAAUGUAGGGUUUCAAUCACCACACCUAAACCCAUUGGAUGUGGUAUCUUAGUGGUUAAGGUGUUGGACUACUGAUCAGAAGGUUGUGAGUUUGAAUCGCAGCUGCCACUGCUGAGUCCUUGGGCAGGGCCUUUAACCCUCAUUUGCUCAGAUAAAAUGUAAGUUGCUCUGGAUGAAGAUGUCCGUAAAUGUAAACCUUAUUGAACAGCAUUUCACCUCCUGAAGUGACUUGGACUAAAGGGAGGAAUUCCACAAAAUAAACAACUAAAAGAAGCUCUGGUACAAGCCUGGAAAAACAUUACAAAAGAAGAAUGUAACUGUGUUUGGCUUUCAGUGUGUCACUGGCUUGAUGCAAGCAAACUAAAUGUGUUUAUUUUCUCUCAAUGUUCCAGUAUGUUUCCUCAUCUAAACAUUGCGUGGUCUGACACCAAAUACGCCAUGUUCUAAGUUGUGUAAUACAACAUGAUGUCAAUAUCAGGAUAUUUAAAGCUGAAAUUCUGAUCCGUUUCAUAUUCAUCUUUUAUUCUCAAAACCAAAUGUGUCCAGUGUACAGCAAAAACAUGUAUUUACAUUUAUGAUAAUUGGGCAUUUAAUUAUUUUGUACUGUACACUCCUUUUAGUGAGUCAUGGUCAUGUCAGCACCACAGUAACUGUCAGUCUUUCUAGCCAGAGUUAUUGCAGAAGCUCCUGGUGAGGAAUUUGAGCCCUGCAGCCCACCCUAUCUGCUGUGUGUACACAAACAGCCACACAUGCAUGAUAUCCCUUCCCCCAUUGGCCUGGAUAGGCCUUUGCAUGCCUGGAUCACCUCCUGAUUUAGCCAGUGCUGUACCACUGUGCUUUGCUCAGGGUGACUGAAGAGCAGUUGGAGUAUGGUUAAGUCUAUGCAGUGAAACUGUGAACCCCUAACCGACAGACAUGGACCCUUUCCCUGAGGCUCCCUAUACAGAAGAUGACGGUCUUACAAUGAAAGCUUUAGGCCCUGCUCGAGAUCCUGAUACACAUGUCUACACCAAGUUCUUCAUGAACCACUGCUGCUAUGAUGCCAUACCAACCAGCUCUAAACUGGUCAUCUUUGACACAACACUGCAGGUAAAGAAGGCAUUCUUUGCAUUAGUCGCUAAUGGAGUCCGAGCUGCACCUUUAUGGGACAACAAGCAGCAGUGUUUUGUAGGGAUGCUUACUAUAACAGAUUUUAUUAACAUCCUUCACCGAUAUUACAAAUCACCUAUGGUUCAGAUAUAUGAAUUAGAAGAGCACAAGAUUGAAACCUGGCGAGAGAUCUACCUUGAGUACUCGGUCAACUCUCUGAUCAGCAUCACUCCAGAAUCCAGCCUCUUUGAUGCUAUUUACUCCUUACUGAAGAACAAGAUUCACAGGCUGCCUGUUAUCGAUCCGGAAUCGGGAAACGUUCUACACAUACUGACCCAUAAACGCAUCCUGAAAUUUCUGCACAUCUUUGGUUCCAUGAUCCCAAAGCCUCGAUUCUUACAGAAGCGAAUUCAGGAUGUUGAAAUUGGAACCUUUAAGAGGAUUGCCACAGUCCAGGAGACUGCAACAGUUUAUGAGGCAUUGUCAGUGUUUGUUGAACGCAGAGUAUCAGCCCUGCCUGUUGUGAAUGAACAAGGAAAGGUGGUGGCCCUUUACUCCCGUUUUGAUGUCAUUAACCUGGCUGCUCAAAAAAAUUACAAUAACCUGAGCAUGACUAUGCAAGAAGCCAUUGAAAGCCGCUCAUGCUGCGUCGAGGGAGUGCUUAAGUGUUAUCCACACGAAACCCUGGAGACUAUCAUUGAUCGCAUUGCUGAAGCAGAGGUACAUCGUCUAGUUUUGGUGGAUGAACAGGAUAUGGUGAGGGGAAUCAUCUCACUGUCUGACUUGCUGCAGGCAUUGGUCUUAACACCUGCAGGAAUCUGGUCUUUUUUCCAGGAAAAUUUUCUUUACAGAAACAACAUUCACAAUUCAUAGAGGUCAGUGUUAGUUAUCUAGUCUUUUUAGUUAUUAGAAUCUCUUUCAGGAACCUUUGGGUUCUCCAUGAUGCUGUCAUUAUACUGACACAAACUCACAAACCUGGAUUAUUGUCUAUACAUGCUAGUGGACACUUGACCAUCAUGCUGAGAUGCACCUGUUGAACAUCUCAUUCCAGAUGUAGUCCACCACUGCUUUUAUAAUAACCUCCACUCUUCUUAGAAGGCUUUCCACUAGAUUUUGGUGUGGCUGUGCGGAUUUGCUCAUUCAGCCACAAGAGCAUUAGUGAAGUCUUUCUGACUCUGCCUGAUCCAUCUAGACGCUCUAUCCCUGGUUGGAGUCUCGCCGUGUGGUGGUGUUCACUGCUGCUUUGGAUAGGUCGCGGACAGCCUGUGACCGAGGGGACUGCUAUGGAUAGAACCACUUGAAGACCAUCACACGGUCACUAAACUAUCGUUGCAUGUCAGCUUGCGACAGCAAGGAAUGUUAAGUCUAUAAUGAACUCGGAAACUACACUGACCUAACAGUUCCUGAAGAGCUCUUGGUUGCUGUUGUAGAAAAGACAUUAUUUACAUUUGCAUUAUUUACUGUCCAGUAUCACCCAUAUGAGGAUGAGGUUACCUUCUGAGCCUGGUUCCUCUCAAGGUUUCUUCAUGUCAUCUCAGGGCUUUUUUUCUUUUCCACCGUCGCCUCAGGAUUGCUCAUUAGGGAUAAAAUAGUAACUAAUAUAUUUUUCUAUGUUUCUAUACUUCUGUAAAGCUGCUUUGAGACAAUCUCCACUGUUAAAAGUGCUUUACAAAUAAAUCGAAUUGAAAAUUGAAUUGACAUUAAGAUUAAAAAAAACAUGGGGUUAUAAAAUCAAGGUGGGAAAAUAACUGAGUAGAAUUAUUAUUUAACUCAAUACAGGCACGAGUCGAAGCAAUGGAUUAUCAAGCUACUUGAAAUAUUGAGUGACUUAAAAAAAAGACUGAUGGUAAUGAUGUGUAUUUGUUUAUUGUAACUGAAUGUAAUGUAAAAAGAAAAAUUCACAUUUGGAGCAUUUCUGAGUGUAAAGUGUGUUCUAUUAUAUUAAUUAGUGGUAAUCAGAUAAAUAAUUAGUUGCUGAAAAUAAAACUUUUGUUUAAAUAAAUCUUGCUGUGUAACUCAGUUUCUUAAUGAACAUUCACACAUUAAUGAAAUAUUUAUUCUGAAAGGAUUAAAAUGACAAAGUACACAUUCAAAUUUUGUCAUAUACACAAUCAUACACAGAACACAUGUAGUGAAAUGCAUGCAUUUACUGUCCAUGUUAUAUAAAAAUAGUUUAAAACUGUUAUGAAAAGAGUCAAAAAAUGGAAGUGACAAUAAGGAGAUACAGCUCUGGGGGGAAAAAAAAGAGAGACCACUGCAAACCCCAAGAUCAUGCAGUAUUUGCAGAGCUUUAAUAACUCAAAUAAAACAAAAUACAAAUAAACAAAUAGUGUUAAUGCUUUGGCCUGUGUUUGUGGAUACUGCUGGAAGCUUUCCCUUUGGGAUGAAUAAAGUAUCUCUCUCUCUCUCUCUCUCUCUCUCUCUCUCUAUAUAUAUAUAUAUAUAUGUAUAUGUAUGUAUCUAGAUAGAUAGAUAACAUUAAGAAAUCAGUAUUUGGUGGAAUAACCCCGAUUUGCAUGUGUUUUGGCUCCAUGAUCUCCACCAGUUUUUCACAUUGCUGUUGGGGAACUUUAUACCACUCUUCAAACAGCUCAGCUUUACUUGAUGGUUUGUGACCAUCCAUCUUCCUCUUGAUGACAUUCCAGAUGACAUUCAAUAGGGUUCAAAUCUGGAGAUUGGGCAGUGGUCUCUUAUUUUUUUCCAGAGCUGUAUAUAGAAAUUUGUAUGUGGUUUAUUCUGUUAAUACUAUCUAUACUAUAAUAACCCAGUGUUUCUGUGUGUUUUGUAGUAACCCAAUGUAAAAUCCCAAAUACAAAGUUCAGUGCAUCAGGUGCUCCGAUCUGCAUAUUUACCAGGGGUGUAUUUGCUAUACCAGUUUCUCACAUCCUGGAUUUGCUUGGCAAACACUGUCCUCAGUCAAAAAGCACAUGUACAACAGUGUUUUCCUCAAACUUUGUGUAGUUAAAUUGUCACUGCAAACUGUUUUUUUUUUAUCAAUGAGGUUCUGUCAUUAAACAGAUAAUGGGUUUAGCAGCUACGACUGGACACUUUUGAUUGAUUGGUCAUUGGUGUGCUAUGGUAACAAGUGGCUUUAGCAUUUUAUGCAGUUUUAAUACAGCCCAUGUGAUAUGUGAUGCCAUUAUACUAGUGUAAACAUGGUUAUGACUCAUGUGACAU